CCUUACCUAUUGUCUCUUACAGGUCUGCCCUGCCAAGGAGGUCGGGGCUAACCUCUUUGGGGCAACUGGUCAGAGCUUGACCGUUGUUUUCCACCUUUUGCCCUUUUUUGCUUCUUCAUUAUCCCUAAUCAAUUGACUGAUUAGUUCAUUUUUUUUUCCUUCCUUGUUUUCUCUAGGAGUACUCCCAGAAGAUACGUAGAUUCCCCUGAAUCUACUACUAAUGCCAUAGUUGCUGUUGAUCAGGAUCCUGCCCAUCGAUCGCAAUCCCCCUGUAGUCAUGUGGCCGGGGUGACAAUUAAUCUUCUGCUAGGGACUGACUCCUGAGUCAAGUGGUCCACCCGUCCCGUUAGCACCGUCGAACGGGGCACCGCAACGUGAUUGAUGCAGCGUCCAGCCCUGUGGGGCACUUGUCAACCCCUUCGGGUCUUGGACCACCGCUUUCUUCCCCACCGUCAACCCACACAUCACAUGUGUCAAUGGCGUGCCUGGGAGAGAGGGGAGGAGGGGGAAGCGAAAUGGACACGCUGACAGAGAGCUGACACAGAGAAAGAAAGAUUGAGGGGAAAUUGUGUCUUACAGCUCGUUCCGAACAAGAAUGGGAAAAAGUAGACGACCCGCCUCUUAGCCGUUGACGAGACAUUCGGCCCCGACUCUUGGAACGACGGAGUGGUUUCUCACCGACUGGCUGCCCUUAGUGUUCAGUCGAUCGAUGCUGCCCACAGAACGGGAAAUGACCUUCGGGAUGGACGGAACUAGAGGCCUGUCUGGCGUGGUCUGGGGGAUCGAUGGUCCGCUCUCCACGACCAGUGCAUCUCCAACGCCACGGCUCUCCCCUCACCCCCCUCCCAAGUCGAUCCAUACCACGUCCCGCGUCCAUCUCCCUGGACCUGGGCUGUGCCAGAGGGGACAGAUGUUGGCUAAAGAACAGGGGACAAGGGGGCGCGAAGAAGGUACUUCUGCGGCCAGACGCUCAGCGUUACUCCUGUGACGAUGAUGAUGAUCACAAUGGAUGGCAACCUCAUCAAGUUUGCAAAGCAAAUGAAGUACUCCGUGCGUCGUAUCUACAUUCUGUUGAGCGCAUCGGCGACAGCUUCCACGGUCAUUCUGCAGACCUUCUACGCUUGAGAUCAAUGAUUUAUUCAAAGCGUUAGAUCCUGGAGAGACCUCGCUGGGAGUGGAGAGACAGGGACAUUGUGCAGAUGGUUGGGUACUUCUCUCUGUUCAGUGGGAACCGCCAUCCAUGGUGUAGCACCGUUUGUUUUAGUGCGCCUAGAGCGGGGCGGCCCAGGGAUCUGGAGGGCGGUGUUGGCACGUUCAAUGGGGUCAAGCUGACGAGAGCCAGCGACGUCAGAGACAAUCAACACCGUAAAGAUUACCCAUCAGGUGUGGACGUAUCCUAUAUUGUGGAGUGCAGACUAAGCCAAUAGUUCGAGUCAAGACCUUGGAAGGGGGAUUGCAUUUGAUAUCCAUUGGGCAAUUGUCGGCUUCUCCCGUCGCGAGCUGUCAAAGUGUCAGGUCAAUUCAAGUCAGUCCAUCGCCGCCACAAUCAUCAUAAUCACUAGUGUCAUCUUUGUCGAUGUCGACAUUACUCUCCGACUUUACCAGGUUGUGAUCCUUCAAUUGACGUGGGCCGUUUAGGCGAACAAGGAGAUGAUCUUUUCACAAAAGCACCCCUUGAGUAGACACUAUUACAAUAACCUGGGGUAUUAUUAACUGGGAAGCACCAGAAUAUGAUGAUAAUGGUGGUGGUGAUGACGACAACGAAAGUCUCCCGGUUAGCACGCGGCCGUUUUGGAUCAUUCAUGUACCAUACCACGUAGUUUUGACAGGUGGUAGACACCCUUGUUUGGUUUCACCAAAAGCAAGAACUCAUUUUGCGAUUUCAAACGAUGGGUCAGACGACAGCUACCCAUAUCGGCGGUAUACUAGUUGUAUCUUGGCAUCGGGGGUCUGCUAAGGACUUUUAUUUCUUCAGUAGUUUUAUGGAACGACAAUGUACUUUUCCAGCUCCAAAUCCCCAGGAGACGGAGGUGAUGGAUCCGAUAGUUGGAUAGUACAUACACAGCACGAGCAACCGUAUUGCCCAGAACUAUACGCCGUUGUUAGUACGUGGUCUUCAGCAGUCUGGAGAAUAGCGUCUCAGGGAGAAACAGAUCGACGAAUCGAUCAUGGUCUGUAUUUCCCGUGCCAAUGUCCCAGAAGCGUCCACUGAGAUUAGCACGAUGGCCGAUGGUGGUGCCGAUUAUGAAAAUCAGCAUGGAAGCGAAUCCUUCAGUGGAGCGCGUUCUCAACCUGUCAGUUGAAUUGGC
This is a messenger RNA of Aspergillus candidus, 2309 nucleotides long. RefSeq lists its product as uncharacterized. The record is from RefSeq and is a predicted model, not a curated record. The coding region runs from base 786 to 1151 and encodes 121 amino acids. The transcript has 2 exons. NCBI's taxonomy places the organism in Eukaryota, Fungi, Ascomycota, Eurotiomycetes, Eurotiales, Aspergillaceae.